UUUAGACCUAAUUAAAUAUAGAGUGUUAUAAUAUAAUGAGGUCAUAUAAGAGUAUUCUUGUUUGCUUUUAUGAGUCCGGAAAAACAAGAACAUAUAGGCUUCGCCCAGCAAAGUUUCCACCUUUUCCGUCAAACCAAGCUUCAGAACACUGUCCUCUCAGCCGAAGAGUCACCCUUGCCCGUGGUCUUGGUUUAUAGUAGGCUCAUCACGUUUGCUCCAUCCCUACACACGGAUUAGCCAGCCCUCACUUUUCUAAAUUCAAAGGUCCUUUGCUCAUUCAUUUGUUGUAGUGUCUAUUUAAGCCGACUUAAGUUCCGAGCGCUGGAGUUGUGUAACCUCGAAGAUGCUGCAGAGCAAAUCAUUCGUACGGAAAACAAAGCAGGGGAAAGUAAUCAAGGUUGUAAGAGAGCACUAUCUCAGGGAUGAUAUCUACUGUGGAGCCUCGUUUUGUAAGACCUGUGAUGUUUCUUCUGCUCGCUUGAGCUCCUCCGCGUCCCCGAUCCUCGUUGUCGACACUAAUGUUGUUCUCCACCAGAUUGAUUUGUUGGAGAACCCGUCCAUAGAUGAUGUUGUGGUGCUAUCAGUGGUGUUGGAGGAGGUGAAGAACAAGAAUAUUUCUGUCUAUAACAGACUCAGAGCUCUAUGUAGCGAUUCACUCAGAAAGUUCUUUGUUUUUUCAAAUGAAUACCAUAAGGAUACAUAUGUGAAAGCUAUGCCAGGUGAAAGUCCAAACGAUCGUAAUGACAGAGCUAUAAGAGUUGCAACUCAAUGGUAUCAGAAUCAUCUCGGAGCUCCAACACAUGUAUUGCUUAUUACUAAUGAUCGAGAAAAUAAGAGAAAGGCUUCUGAAGAAGGAAUUCCUGCAGAAACUGUGGAAUCAUACGUUAAAUCACUUGGUCGACCAGAGUUGCUUGAUUUAAUAGUUCAACCUCCUUCUGAAGAUGUCAAUAUGGAUGAUGUUGAAGACUUGAGGCCUUCAAAGAGGAAGGUCAUCUACAGUGAGCAUAAACCCAUGUCUGAGAUUACUUCUGGAUUGCUUCGUGGGAUAUAUCACCAAGGAAAGCUUCGUGUUAACCGCUAUAAUCCAUUUGAAGCAUAUGUUGGGAGUGAAAGUAUUGGUGAUGAGAUAAUUUUAUAUGGGCGUGCAAAUAUGAAUAGGGCAUUUGAUGGUGAUGUGGUGGCAGUUGAAAUAUUGCCUCGGGAACAAUGGCACGAGGAGAAGUCUCUUGCAAUAGCCGAUGAUGAGCAUGAAGAAGAGGAGGGCAUACAUCUUGUUCCCAAUAGUGCUGAUGACGCUCCUAGGGUCACUAAUCUUGGGCAAAAUUCAGCCAGUGAAGCGGAUAACUCACUUUCACGUCCAUCUGGACGUGUUGUUGGUAUUAUAAAGCGAAAUUGGCACUCUUACUGUGGAUCUUUGGAGCCAAUGCCUCUGCCAGCUGGUGCUACCGGUGUUGCCCAUGCCCUGUUUGUCUCAAAAGACCGCCGUAUACCAAAGAUACGAAUACAGACUCGACAGCUGGGAAAUCUGCUGGACAAGCGGAUCAUUGUUGCUGUUGAUUCAUGGGAUGUUUUGUCUAGAUAUCCUUCUGGUCAUUAUGUUAGGUCAAUUGGAGAAAUAGGUGAUAGAGACACAGAAAGUGAGGUGGUUUUAAUUGAGAAUGAUAUUGAUGCCAGACCAUUUUCUGCUCAAGUUAUGGCGUGCUUGCCUCCGUUACCUUGGUCUGUGUCAUCGAAUGAUCUAGCUAAUCCUAUUAGACAGGAUUUGCGUCAUCUGCGUGUCUUUAGUGUGGAUCCUCCAGGUUGCAAGGACAUUGAUGAUGCAUUACACUGCACUGCUCUUCCGAGUGGGAAUUUUGAAGUUGGAGUUCAUAUUGCUGAUGUCACCAACUUUGUUCAUCCUGGGACCCCCCUUGACGAUGAGGCCUCACAAAGGGGCACUUCUGUCUACCUUGUUGAGCGUCGCAUAGACAUGCUUCCAAAACCUCUAACAGAAGAUGUUUGUUCGCUCCGUGCUGAUGUUGAAAGACUUGCUUUUUCAGUAAUAUGGGAAAUGACACCUGAAGCUGAGAUAAUCUCAACAAGAUACACAAAAAGUGUAAUCAAAUCGUGUGCUUCACUAUCUUAUGUGGAGGCUCAAGCAAGGAUGGAUGACAGUCGCUUGGUUGAUCCAGUAACAACAGAUUUGCGUAAUAUGAAUGCAUUAGCAAAGAUAAUGAGGCAAAGACGUAUUGAGAGGGGUGCUCUGACACUUGCUUCUGCCGAAGUUAAAUUUCAAAUUGAUACUGAAACUCAUGAUCCUCUUGAUAUUGGAAUGUAUCAAAUCCGUGAAGCUAACCAAAUGGUUGAAGAGUUUAUGCUUGCUGCCAAUAUUUCAGUUGCUGAAAAGAUCCUGAACCAUUAUCCUAUCUGCUCUCUAUUAAGGCGUCAUCCUAGCCCAACCAAGGAGAUGCUUGAACCUCUUCUUCGAACUGCUGCAUCUGUUGGUAUUGAUUUGGAUGCAACUUCAUCAAAAGCAUUAGCUGAUUCUCUUGAUCGUGCUAUUGGUGCUGAUCCGUACUUCAACAAGCUCAUUCGGAUUUUAGCAACCAGAUGCAUGACUCAGGCAGUUUAUUUUUGUAGUGGUGAUCUUAGUCCACCCGAGUAUUGUCAUUAUGGUCUUGCAACCCCGCUGUAUACGCAUUUCACCUCACCAAUAAGAAGAUAUGCAGAUGUCAUUGUCCACCGAUUGCUUGCUGCAUCCAUGGGGAUUUGCAAACUUCCUGAGAUUUUUGACAACAAAGACAAGCUAACCAGUAUCGCUGAUAAUUUGAACUAUCGGCACAGGAAUGCCCAGAUGGCUAGCAGAGCAUCAGUCGAGCUCCAUACUGUUAUUUUCUUCAGAAAGAACCCCACAGACACGGAAGCUAAAAUUCUGAAAAUAAGAACCAACGGUUUUAUUGUUUUUGUUCCCAAGUAUGGGAUCGAAGGGCCUGUGUACUUGACAUCCAGAGGUGACAAGUCAGGAGACUGGUUGGCUGAUGAGAAUGAACAGAGGAUCAAGAAGUCAGAUGGCACUGCUUCUUACGGCAUUCUGCAAACUGUGAGAAUACACUUGGAGGUAGUAGAACCUCAGCCUAACCGCCCAGUCCUCCAGCUGACCCUGAUCUAAAAGGCAGGCACACAUGUAUUUGGGAUGACUGUGAGGAUACACUUGGAGGUAGUAGAACCAUAGCCUAACCGCCCUGUCCUCCAAUUGACCCUGAUCUAAAGGCAGGCACACGUGUAUUCGGGAUGACGACAACACAGAUGUUCGGAUGAAUCAGAGCGACAAAGUGUAUUGAACUUUUUGUUGAUUCAUGAUCGGGCACCAAAGUUUCAUUCUUCCGAAGGAUUUUCAGUUUAUUGAAGCACAAUAAAAUUUCAAUAUGCAUUUCUUUUUAUUGGUGAAUGACAUUUAAGAUUUUGGUUCAGAUGUCCGGCGUUAAUUAUAUUCCAUUAAAAUUUGGUUUGUUUCUGCUUUGCAACUUUAUUUGCAGAUGUGUAUUCGUUCUUGAAAUACUGCUGUGAACUCAUACAAAGACUCAAAAAGUACAUACAAUACCAAUGCUCAACGCUGAA
Messenger RNA from Cuscuta epithymum, 3597 nucleotides. The record is from the annotation of a GenBank genome assembly. Lineage: Eukaryota; Viridiplantae; Streptophyta; Magnoliopsida; Solanales; Convolvulaceae.